AUGGCCUCUCCGAGGCUGGAAACCUUCUGUUGCCCCAACAGGGACGUCUCCACGCAGCUUGUGGUGUCUUUCAAGUCAGAAGUCUUUUGCGGGGUUUGCCUUGGCAGCGCCUCUGCCGGGAUUCUCUUGAGCGCCCUGCAACUCCUCCCGAAGAAGGAUCGGGGCUCCGGAGGAAUUUCCAAGGCUUCCUCUUCCACCACCAUCCUCCUCCUCAUCUCCGCCUGUGACAUGCUGGGCUCUCUGGGUAUAAUCUUCCGAUCUAUCGUCUGGUUAGGGUUCCCAGACUUUGUGGCAAAUAUAUCUUUAGUAAAUCAAACUGAUAUAUGGCCUGCUACAUUCUGUGUAGGAAGUGCGAUGUGGAUCCAACUUUUGUACAGUGCUGUCUUUUGGUGGCUGUUUUGCUAUGCUGUGGAUUCGUACUUGGUAGUUAGAAGAUCAGCAGGAGUAAGCACUAUUGUGUUGUACCAUAUGAUGACAUGGGGCUUGGCAAUUUUGCUGUGCAUGGAGGGAGUUGCUAUGCUCUAUUAUCCUUCAGUUUCUAGUUGUGAAAAUGGAUUGGAGCAUGCAAUUCCUCAUUAUGUCACCACAUAUAUUCCACUGGUGCUUGUUUUGAUGGUCAACCCAAUUCUUUUCAGUAGAACUGUUGUUGCUGUUGCAUCUUUAUUGAAGGGAAGGCAAGGAAUCUACACAGAGAAUGAAAGACGGCUGGGGACAGAGAUUAAAAAGCGUUUUUUCAAAAUUAUGAUGAUCAUAAUUGUUUGCUGGUCAUCAAAUAUCAUAAAUGAGGGUCUUCUGUUCUACCUUGAAAUGCAGCCAGAUAUCAGUGGAAGCUCCUUGAAAAAUAUCAGAACUGCUGCACUGAUCACAUGGAUUAUAAUGGGAGUGCUGAACCCCAUGCAAGGCUUUCUUUUCACAUUGGCUUUUUAUGGCUGGACUGGCUGGAAUCUGGACUUGCAGUGGCAGAAAAGCCCAAUUCCAUGGGAUUCUCUCUCCACCUCAACUGCGGCUGGAAAUGGCUAUGCUUUGCCAAGCGGAAACUCAGUGAAUUUCCAUGACUCAAAGAAAACAUCAACAGAGCCCAUCUAUCAGACAGAUGAAACUUUAAACAUACUGUCUGAAGGAAAUCUGGGCACCAAUGAGGGAUUAAUGAAGAAUUCUCCUAUCUACCAAGGGUGGUAAAAUUCAGGAUUCACUCAC
Molecule: messenger RNA, 1197 nt
Organism: Protobothrops mucrosquamatus (brown spotted pit viper)
Lineage: Eukaryota; Metazoa; Chordata; Lepidosauria; Squamata; Viperidae
Gene: GPR143
Product: G protein-coupled receptor 143
Exons: 8
Coding region: 1-1179 (392 amino acids)
Biological process (GO): regulation of calcium-mediated signaling; G protein-coupled receptor signaling pathway; melanosome organization
Cellular component (GO): melanosome membrane; plasma membrane
Molecular function (GO): L-DOPA receptor activity; L-tyrosine binding; L-DOPA binding
Source: RefSeq, a predicted model, not a curated record